AUGGACCAACUGGCCAACCAGGGUAUUGACGAAGACAGUGUCUACACCGGAGCGUGGAUCAAUUGGAGCCGUGGUCGAAUCGGCGGCGCUACCAUCACUCUCACGCGUCAAGAGGGCCAGAUUCUCACAGCAUCCUUAGCUUUGUUUGUGACUAUAGCAGGAACAAGUUUCUUCAGGCUGAUAUGUUUCGCCUUGCAUUGGGUUUCGUCCUCAGAAGCCCCGCAAGACGGCAUAUAUCACCAGACGCAGGCAGUUCUACGGAACGCGACCACGAGCGCAAACGGGCUUCGGAAUUUCCUUUUGCUGGCUUGGGCCUGGAGAGCCCACCAGCGUCAAGUGCUUAGCCGCUUGGUUCCUAUGAUCGCAUUCGCAGCUUUGAUUGCUUUGGCUUUCAGCGUCUCCAGCAUCUUCGUAUCUCGGGUGUCGACCUCGACCGGUGACGACGUUCUCCUGAAGGGGUCCAACUGCAGAGCAUAUUUUGUCCAACCACUUCCGCUUAACCUCACAUCUUUAUCUUCAUCCUACUGGAGCCAGCAGGGGGCCGCAUCUCUGAACUACGCCCGAUACUGUUACAAUGGAAACGUGCUGAAGCAGAAUUGCAAGACAUACAUCAAGGAUAGGUUACAGUACUCCAAACGACUGAAUGCUUCCUGCCCCUUCUCGAAUGAGAUGUGCCUCCAUACCAACUCAGUUCUCCAGCUGGACACGGGUUAUUUGGACAGCCAUGAUGACUUUGGGAUAAACGCGGCGCCUGACGAUCGUUUUGCGUAUCGAAGCGUUGCGACAUGCGCACCCCUCAAGAGAGACGGCUAUGUACGCACACAGCCAAUCCCGGGCAACGAAGAGAACGUCGAGUCCUUUUAUUUCUUCGGGAACAUGGGACGCAAUGAUACGGAUUCGCCGGCAUUCUCCUGGAAAGCUUGGCAGGAGCCGGUCUUGGGGGAAGAUCUGUCCUUCAAUUUCUCGGACUAUACAGUAUGGGCUAUGGCCUACCGCGGAGGAAUCCCUGACAACGAACAGACAGACUGGCUGCCCAUCCCAGAGCUGCGUCCCGACGACGCCGACGUUGCCUUCAUAGCGGUCAUAGGCCACAGCGUAACCUUCAUUGAGCAAGUCAAUGAUCCAAUCUUCUCCGCGCACCGCCCGGCUGGGAUGAGAAACGUGAAUCCACAGUGGCCAGAUAGCCGAGACAUGACCUACUUUUCGGACCACACAGACGGCAUUAUGGCCUUGCGGCCUGUUUUGAACGAGACACUCUCGUCUGAACUCCAGCGGACGUACGCCAAAUCUAUCCUGUCUCUUAUCAUCGAUGCUCAUAUAGAGGUCGUCGACUUCAUCCAGAUGCUCGGAAUAACGGCGCUCGACGCCCGCAACGCGUUUUAUGGACCUCUCUCAAACCCUGUGCCAGACAACCAGUGGGAGAAGGAGGUGGAGCUGUGGUGGCAGGGGACUCUGGCCGCACUGCAGCUCUUAAUCACAGAACAGGCUACGGGCCCAUCGAUGGUCGAGGCACAGCAGCUAUUUUCAAAGCCGCAAACAGAGGAAGAAAAGCUUCGGUGCGAAAAUCAGAAAAUCCGGAGCACAGCCUACACAUCCUUCAGCACCCUCGGCCUCGCCAUCAUCUUCUCGCUCGGCGGCACCUUCAUCAUCCUCUCAUACACACUCGAGCCAUGCGUCGCCUACAUCCAGCGCAAGCGCAACCUCGACGUCUACCACCGCCUCGAAUGGGUAACGAAUGGCACACUACAGCUGCAGCGCUUGGCCCACGAGGAACUCGGCCUGGGUACUUGGACCGGCGCCGCCACGGAAGUCCCGGUCGUGGUUGCGUCCGCAACAAGCGGCACUAAGCUUGCAGUGGUGGAUGUGUCAGACGUGGAUCAUCCGGUCCUCAUGGCGCCGCCGGAGACGCUGGAGGUGGUGAUGGCGGGUGGGAAGAUGGCUGGCGCUGAGACGGCGUCGUCGAAUUGA
Messenger RNA from Lasiodiplodia theobromae, 1968 nucleotides. RefSeq names its product Cytochrome p450 protein. The transcript has 4 exons. The coding region runs from base 1 to 1968 and encodes 655 amino acids. The record is from RefSeq and is a predicted model, not a curated record. NCBI's taxonomy places the organism in Eukaryota, Fungi, Ascomycota, Dothideomycetes, Botryosphaeriales, Botryosphaeriaceae.